AUGGAAACUUUUUCUGCAAAAUCAAAUAAGAGAUCCAUAAGUUUGCCAUCCAGAUCACAUCCAGCUACUCAAAAGAUUGAAGAAGAGCUCAACAAGUUCAAGACUUGGGAAUUCUCUGCUUCACCAACUGCAGAAGCUGUCUACAAUGGUCUACUUGGUUUGGGGGAGGUGCAUAAGUGUAUGGGUGAUCUUCUUAACUUGCCCCUUACCCUUCAAGCACUUUCCCAGUGCCAAAAUAAGAAAUGGGUUGAUGACAUCUUGGAUAAAUCUGUUAGAUUUAUGGAUAUAUGUGGCACAACAAGGGAGCUAGUGUCACAGUUUAAGGAAAAUGUUAAAGAUGUUCAGUCUUCACUGAGGAGGAGAAAGGGAGAUUUGAGCAUGGAAGCCAGCAGCACUAACUACACUUCAUACAGAAAGAAGAUGAAGAAAGAUGCUAAAAGUUUAAUUACAGCUUUGAAGAAAAUGGAUCAUGAGGAAGUGGUUGCUGUAAUGGAGUUUGAUCAACUUGUCUCAGUUGUUAUCAGAGUGUUAAGAGAAGUUACCACAAUGGGAAUUUCAGUAUUCCAAAUGGUGUUGGUUUUCUUGUCAGUCCCAAAUUCUAAGCCAGUUUCCAGAUGGUCUUUGGUUUCAAGAUUGGUGCACAAGGGAGAUCAAGACAAUGUAAAUGAGAUAGAAAGCGCUGAUGUUGCGUUAAGCAGCCUUUGCAGGUGUGGUUCUAAUGAAGUGGAGAAGAUCCAGUUUGUGCAGAGCAAAUUGGAAACUGUAGAAGCUCAUUUUGAAAGCAUUGAGAAUGGUCUCAACAACAUCUUUAGAUGCUUGAUUAGAUCAAGAAGCUCACUCCUAAAUGUUGUCUCUUGCCAAUGA
Molecule: messenger RNA, 864 nt
Organism: Lycium barbarum (goji berry)
Lineage: Eukaryota; Viridiplantae; Streptophyta; Magnoliopsida; Solanales; Solanaceae
Exons: 1
Coding region: 1-864 (287 amino acids)
Biological process (GO): root development; shoot system development
Source: RefSeq, a predicted model, not a curated record